This is a messenger RNA of Eruca vesicaria subsp. sativa (arugula), 1634 nucleotides long. The record is from the annotation of a GenBank genome assembly. Lineage: Eukaryota; Viridiplantae; Streptophyta; Magnoliopsida; Brassicales; Brassicaceae.
UUGAUAACUGCCACAUGAAGACUAAACCAAAUACAUUGUCCUUCUCUCUCUCUCUCCGUUUCCCAACCCCAACACUGUCUUUCUCUCUUGUCUCCAUCUUCAGACAAGAUAAUCUCAAAGAUUUCUUCCCAUCUCUUCCAUUAAAAAACACAGACGAAGAACUAAAAAAAGGAGGAAUCUUCAUAUUCUCUCUCUCUCUCUCUCUCUCUGCAUGUUUGUGAAACACCAAACAAGAAUGUGUCUCCUUCCUCAUUUGCUGUUCUUACUACCCAUUUGGGUUCUGAGUUUCUCGGUUGCUUCAGUUGUUUUCGUCUCUGCUACUUCCCAAGAAAUCCCUAUCUCUCAGGCUACUCCUCGAAUCGGAGGAGCUCAAUCUCCAGGACCUCCCAUUGUUAAAGUGGUGAUUCGCCAGGACCUGAACAAGAAGAUUUUUAUUGCUCUUAUAGUCUCCUCAACACUCCUCUGUAUCACAGUCUUGUUUCUUCUCUACCUCUUGCUAUGGAGGUACCGUAAUCCGAAGAACAGCUUCACUGGUAUCAAGGGAAAGUCCGAUUCUGUGAAGAGUAGUGUUUCCACGAAACCUGUUGUACACAAGAUUGAUUCUGUGACAAAAGGAACCAUCCCUGUCUAUGAAUAUCAGCUGCUGGAGUCUGGUACAAACAAGUUUAGCGAUAGUAAUGUGUUGAGCAGAGGUGGUCGUGGAUGUCUUUACAGCGCUUGUCUUGAUGGAAAGUCUUCUGUCACUGUGAAGAAGCUUGAUGGUGGUGGAGAUACAGACAUUGAAAAACAGUUUGAGAAUGAGGUAGAUUGGUUGGCGAAGAUCAAGCAUCAGAACAUAGUUUCUCUUUUGGGGUUUAGCGUCUAUCGGCAAACGAGAUGCAUUGUGUAUGAGAUGAUGCAGAAUGGAUCUUUGGAGAGUCAGUUGCAUGGACCUAGUCAAGGGGCAGGUUUAACCUGGCAGCUUAGGAUGAAAAUUGCGGUUGAUAUAGCACGAGGAUUAGAGUAUCUUCAUGAGCAUUGCCAUCCUCCGGUAGUUCACAGAGAUUUGAAAUCGUCUAACAUCCUUCUUGACUCUGAUUUCAACGCAAAGAUAUCAGAUUUUGGGUAUGCUACUGUGUUGAUGAGUCAGAACAAGAAUCUGAACAGACCUUCAGAGUAUCUUCUUGAUGGGAAAGUUACAGACAAAAAUGAUGUAUACUCUUUUGGGGUGAUUCUCCUAGAACUUCUCCUGGGGAAGAAAUCAGUGGAGAAACCAUCAACAGAACCAGAAUCAGUAGUCACUUGGGCUGUACCAAAGCUGAGUGACAGAGCUAAUCUUCCAAACAUAUUGGAUCCUGCAAUCAAAGGAACCAUGGAUUUGAAGCAUCUUUAUCAGGUAGCAGCGGUUGCAGUGUUGUGUGUGCAGCCAGAGCCAAGUUACAGACCACUUAUAACCGAUGUGUUGCACUCACUCAUCCCUCUCCUACCACUUGAACUCGGCGGAUCAUUGCGCAUUUUGUAAAAACACAUUUCCCUUUCCUGAUUUGUAAUCUUUACAUUUUGAAUUGUUGUUGUUUGGUUCUUGUGCAAAUUCCAUUUUUAUCUGUUUUUUUCUUGGAUCGUGUCAACUAGUUUGGUUUAAGUACAAUUAAUUU